AUGUCAUCUUCAACCAUGGGCGUCCAGGAACCAGCGCCGAAGAAAAGGACCCGGGUCAGUCACACCAAAGUGCGUACGGGUUGUCGGACCUGUAGGAUUCGCCAUAAGAAAUGUGACGAAACCCGGCCCAUCUGUCGCAUGUGCAGCAGCACUGGUCGGAUAUGCGAUGGAUACCAGCAAACCAUCGAUAGAAGAACGCGCGCUUCCAAACUCCGGCUCGCUUCAACAUCGCCGUCAUCGACUAGCAGCUCAUCUUCAACCGUGAGCGUGCCGUCGUCCUUAGUGUCGGAUCUGAUCUUACACACCAAUGAAAUCGACCUCACCCGGCAGGAGCGUUGGUAUCUCGAUUUCUUCCGCAGGAAUACAGCUUUCCAAUGUUCCGGUUACUUUGAUGAUGACUUCUGGCUGCGUCUAGUUCACCAAGUCACCGAAGCCGAGCCAGCGGUCCGCCACGCUGCCAUCGCAUUAAGUGCCCUCCACUGUAACUUUGAGCGCACCACUACCGGCCAGGGGACCAUAGACAGCCGCCUACCUCUUCAACAAUGUGUCAAAGCAAUAUCCUCACUGCGACACCAGCUAGCGGGUGGAGGAGUUCCAUCCAGCGCCAACAUGGAAAUAACACUCGUGACCUGCGUACUGUUCGUCUCGUUCAUGUUUCUGCAGGGUGAUACGCAAUCUGCCUGUUGUCACUUGCGUGGUGGUCUCAAACUUCUUAAGGAAUGGAGAAGCACCGGCAAGCCGGGAUAUUCUACCACAGGUGCAGUACUGAUGAAAGUAUUCGCCCGUCUACAACUACAGUGGUCAACUUUUGCCGACGAAGUCUUCAUUGAGGAGGUGGAUAGCAACCGCUGCGACGCCCCCUACAUGGAGAUCAACGAUCUCAGUCUUGAAGAGCCGACCGACAGCUUAGAAAAGGCCGGCAGCCUGCUCGUCAGACUAGGCCGACUCGUCCUGACUCCUAAUCCCUCAGACCCCUCCUCACCAGGCUACUGCACUGUCCUAGACAGCAGACGCAUGGCCAUCCUCAAUAAGCUUCAACGCUGGACCACCGAACUCGACGAUUCAAUGACAUGCACCGGCAACACCCUACUCCUCCGCGACAGCACCAUCCUCACCGUCCUCAAACUCUGGAGCGAAAUCAUCUACAUCAUGGCCGCGACAGAAACGCGCCUCGGUGGCAGCGAGACACGCUUCGAUGCCUUUCACCUCAACUUCGGCCGAGCCGUGGCGCUCGCUAAAAUCCUGCUCCUGUCCACACCCGCCCAAUCAACCAUGCCCAACUUCUCCAUCGGGAUGGGCAUCAUCCCUCCUCUUUUCUUCUGUGCCUUCAAAUGUCGCGACUGGUACAUCCGGCGAGAAGCAGUACAAUUACUCCGCAGCUGUCAGAGACAGGAAGGUCUCUGGACAACGCCGGGGGCUGUCCUCGUCCUGGAACGAUUGAUCGAUAUCGAAUCUAAAGGCCUCAUGCCGGGAGAUCUGGUUCCAGAGUCACGCCGCAUUGACUCGAUACAUGUGAACAUUCUUCCAGAUGAUCAUAAGAUUGGGUUAUGGUAUCGUCGAUCGAGCCGGCAGAUGGGAUUGGACGGCUCGGGGAUGUGGGAGAAGGCACUACUGGAUUAUCAUGUGGGGUGA
Molecule: messenger RNA, 1632 nt
Organism: Aspergillus luchuensis
Lineage: Eukaryota; Fungi; Ascomycota; Eurotiomycetes; Eurotiales; Aspergillaceae
Product: Zn(II)2Cys6 transcription factor
Exons: 2
Coding region: 1-1632 (543 amino acids)
Biological process (GO): regulation of DNA-templated transcription
Molecular function (GO): zinc ion binding; DNA-binding transcription factor activity, RNA polymerase II-specific
Source: RefSeq, a predicted model, not a curated record